Messenger RNA from Peronospora belbahrii, 1860 nucleotides. The record is from the annotation of a GenBank genome assembly. NCBI's taxonomy places the organism in Eukaryota, Oomycota, Peronosporomycetes, Peronosporales, Peronosporaceae.
AUGUCAACAAAAACUAACGAAGAUGAGGUUAUGGGCGCCCGCUUUGAAUGCUUGGCACCAGCAUAUCAAGCAGCAUUCGCACGUUUUCUUCGUCGUUGUUACCGCUCUGACCUGCAGCAAUUGUAUCGGCGUCUGCACCUUAGUUUGACGCCCUUGACUGCCUCAUAUCUUCCACAAGAACCGACACUUUUGGCAUAUAGUCAGCGUGUGUGUGCACAGCGUCUGCUAGACUUCAACGCGCAGCUUGAGAUGCUACUAUUCCGCCAUCCCGAGCAGCUUCUGCCUCCAUUCCACAUGGCACUGGCUGCUGAAGUCGGUUGCAUGACUGGUGAGUCUGUGGAGGGCGGCAGCCUGCCGUCCAUCCCGCUCAAGGUCAGACGUAAACUCAAAGUGCGAGUUGAGAACUUGCCCCCCGUGGCGCCGCUUCGAAAGCCCGCUAUUAGCACAAUCAGGUCCAAUGAUGUGAAGCAGCUGAUUCAGAUUGCAGGCACGGUAGUGCGGACAGGAUUGAUUAAGAUGCAGGAAAUGGAAAUAGAGUAUCAAUGCUGCAAUGCACGGUGUGGACACAGGUUCUUGGUUAAGUCCAACCCGGAGCAAGGCAACGUGAUGGAGAUUCCAUUUGUCCUUCAGACAGCAUUGGAAACACGAGCUGUAGCGGUGAUCAAAAUUCAAGAACAUGCUUCUAAGUUAGGCGUUGGCUCAAUUCCGCGGUCGACAUUUGUUGUGCUGGAGGACGAUCUAGUGGACUCGGUAAAGGCUGGAGAUCAGGUUGUUGUCGUUGGUAUUCUGAUGCGUACGUGGAAAUCCUGUGUGAAAGGAGUAUGCUGCGACUUGGAGACGACGAUCAAGGCUUACAGUAUUUGCAUUAAGAAUGCAUCGCCCUCACAAGUCCUUGUUACCGAAGAAUUGCGUCUAGAGUUUGUGCAAUUUUGGGCAAAGCAUAGACAAGACCCUAUUAGAGGACGCAACGAGAUCGUCGCAAGCAUAUGUCCAACAAUUUACGGGCUGUUUAUUGUAAAACUUGCGGUGGCGCUUACAGUCAUUAGUGGGGUCUCGUACGUCGAUGAUACAGGCAUGAAGACGCGUGGCGAAUCACAUAUGCUCCUGAUCGGCGAUCCUGGUACAGGAAAAUCCCAAUUUCUUCGAUUUGCUGCUGAACUUAGCCUCCGCUCGGUUCUCACAACAGGCAUCGGCACGACAAGCGCUGGGCUGACAUGCACAGCCGUUAAAGAUGGUGGGGAAUGGAUGUUUGAGGCUGGAGCCUUGGUGUUAGCGGACCGAGGCGUUUGCUGCAUUGACGAGUUCAGUAGCAUUUGCAAUAACGAUCGCUUGUCGAUCCAUGAAGCCAUGGAGCAGCAGACAUUGAGCGUGGCAAAGGCUGGUCUAGUUUGCAAGUUGAACGCACGUACAACUAUCUUUGCCGUAACGAAUCCAAAGGGCCACUAUGAUCCGACAACGGACGUGUCUGUGAACACGAGUAUCGGUAGCCCUUUACUUAGUCGAUUCGACCUUAUUCUCGUGCUGCUGGAUCGCAUGAACGCGCAAUGGGACAAUGCUGUCUCCACUCACAUUCUCGAGCAAGCCGUCGGGAGGUAUCCUAGUCUGAAAGAAGAGGUAAAACAUAAUAAGGGCAAGUCAGUGAAACAGGGAGGGCCCAUAUUUACUGUGUCGAAGGAAAUAUCCGGAGAGUGGAGUAUACAGAAGCUGCAGGCGUAUAUUUGUUACGUUAAGGAUAUGUAUCAGCCCGAUCUGAGUCGAGAAGCGAUGACAAUACUCCAGAGUUAUUACCAACGACAGCGGGCAUCUGACAGUCGGAGCGCGGCUCGCACAACGACUUCGACUUCUGGAGAGCCUUACUAG